CAUGGGUCCUGGACAUGUGGACAUGAAGCAAACUGAAGGGAGUUCAGCAUGAGAAGGUGAUUGCACAGUGAUAGUUCCUGCUGAACAGCCAGAGGAGAGCUGAGGUCAGAUAAUGGCAUCCAGGUUCAUGCCAGCUGAGCCAAAGGCCCUCGUAACUUUUGUGGAUGUAGCCGUGAAUCUCACCCAGGAGGAGUGGCAUCUUCUGGGCCCGGACCAGAGGAGUCUCUACAGGGAUGUUAUGCUGGAGAAUUAUGACAACAUUGUUUCACUGGGAUUCCAAGUGACAAAGCCUGAUGUGAUAUCUCAACUAGAACGAGGGGAAGAGCCAUGGGUCCUAGACACACAAGAAACUGAAGAGAAAAAAGCCGUAAGAGGUGGCUGCUUAGAUUGUGAAACUCAGACUGAGAGUGAGGAAUUGUCUCCAAAGCAAGAAAUUUCUGAUGAAAUGAGAUGCCAGAAUCUAAUAUUGCAGAGACUCAGAGGAGUUAUGCCCCAAGGACCCACAUUUGGAGAAGCUGUUGGAAAUGAGAAUAUGUUAAAGGAAAUGUGGGGACCACCUGCAGGGAGGAACCUGAGGACACUACUUUCCCAAAAGAAAGGUUUCAGGCCAGUACCCAUGGUCCAUCAGAAGCCCCUCAUAUUGCAAAGAGGUCAGGAAUGUAGUGAAUUCAGGGAAAAUCUCAAUUUGAGUAUUCCUCCUGCAACAUAUCAAAGAGUUCCUCCAGAAUGGAGACCCCAGCAAUGUGAUGAAAUGGGCCAAAUAUUUGAACAAAAUUCAGAACUAAUUACAUAUCAGAAAGAACAACCAGAAGAGAAGCCCUAUAAAGCUAAAGUUUAUUGGAAAGCAUUUACUCAGAAUUCAAACCUCAUUGAACUUCAGAGAAUUCACACCAGGGAAGAACCCAGUGAGGGUGAUACCAGUGAAGAAACCUUCAACCAGACAUCAAUCCUUAUCAAGAAGGAGAAAGUGCUUAAUGGGGAAAAACCCUAUGAAUUUAAUGACUGUGGAAAUACCUUUAACACACAGUUAUCCUUUAUUCAAAACCAUAAAAUCCCCACUUUAGAGAAACCUUAUCAGUGUACAGAAUGUGGGAAAGCCUUUAGCUUAAAAGGAAACCUUAUUCGACAUCAGAGACUUCACACUGGAGAGAGACCAUUUGAGUGUAAUGAAUGUGGAAGUGCCUUCAGCUUGAAGGGUAACCUUAUUCGACAUCAGAGACUUCACACAGGUGAGAAACCAUUUGAGUGUACUGAAUGUGGGAAAGCCUUCACUCGGAGCACUGCUUUUAUUCUUCAUCAAAGACUUCACACUGGUGAGAAACCCUAUGAGUGUACUGAAUGUGGAAAAGCCUUCAGCCAAGAAGGAAACCUAAUCCAGCAUAAGCGAUUUCACACUGGCGAGAAACCCUACCAAUGUAAUGAAUGUGGAAAAGCCUGUAGUGACCGAACAUCCCUUAUUCACCAUCAGAGAAUUCACACUGGGGAAAAGCCCUAUGAGUGUAAUGAAUGUGGGAAAGCCUUCAUUCUGAAAUCAUGCCUUUUUAGACACCAGAGAAUUCACACUGGAGAGAAACCAUAUCAGUGUAAUGAAUGUGGAAAAGCCUGUAGUGAUCGAACAUCCCUUAUUCACCAUCAAAGAAUUCAUACUGGAGAAAAACCUUAUGUGUGUAAUGAAUGUGGGAAAGCUUUCAGCCAGAGUUCAAGCCUCAUUACACAUCAGAGAAUUCACACUGGAGAAAAACCGUAUGAGUGUAAUCAAUGUGGAAAAACCUUUAGUGCAUCUUCAAAUCUCAUUCAACAUCAGAGAAUCCACUCUGGAGAGAAACCUUAUGAAUGCAUAAAAUGUGAGAAAACUUUUAUUUUGAAGUCUUACCUCAUUAGACACCAGAGAAUCCACUCUGGAGAUACCUUGUGAAGGAAGACACCUUUUUGGGAGAACCUUUAGGACACAUGCUUCCAUUGUUCAGCAUUAAAACCACAUAGGCAACAUACCACAUAUUGUAAAAGAACCACAGAACCUUUACUGUAGAAAUGAUUGUGAUCAAGUCUUUAUCCAGCACUUCAGUCUUAUUCACCAUCACAAGAGUUAUUCUGGAGAAGAAAAUCCCAUGAUGUAAAUUUAGUAAUAGCCUUCAUUUUGCAAAUUAAACAUUUAUAAGGAAAGUCCUUUUGCUUCUCAAAAUGCUACCCAUGUGAUUUAAGUAUGCUGCAACUACAUGGUGGUAUGGUAGCUACCACAUGAAUUGAACUUAAAGGAUUCACAUCCUGCUAAUGUUAGUCCUUUGUAAGAGGCUAUUUUUACCUCUUCAAACACUACAUAUGUGAUUAAUGUUUUCUGCAUCUGAAUGAUUGUAUGGUGCUGGCUGACACAUGAAUUUGAACUAUAUAGGCUUCAUAUUCAUGAAAGUUCCUGACUUUCCAAGGGCAGCCUUCUGGUCCAAUUCUCACAUUUUUCAGCAUGAAUCUCAAUAUUGUUUUAUAUUUUGGAAAGCCUUUAUUAACUAAGGUAAAUUAGGUGACUUUAGGGAAAUCCUAUAUCUAACUAAACACAAUAUUUUAAAGGACAUUUGUUAACCAAUUUCUAAGCUUCAAUUAGGUAGCUUUCCUCCUUAGCUAAUUGUUCUUUACCUUUUAUCCUUGUAGACAGCCACAAGGAGAAAGAUUUGAAACUUUUCAAUAACAUCAUAAUGACCACA
Molecule: messenger RNA, 2696 nt
Organism: Gracilinanus agilis (Agile Gracile Mouse Opossum)
Lineage: Eukaryota; Metazoa; Chordata; Mammalia; Didelphimorphia; Didelphidae
Product: zinc finger protein 383-like
Exons: 6
Coding region: 113-1915 (600 amino acids)
Biological process (GO): regulation of transcription by RNA polymerase II
Molecular function (GO): DNA-binding transcription factor activity; RNA polymerase II cis-regulatory region sequence-specific DNA binding
Source: RefSeq, a predicted model, not a curated record